CUCAGGCGCGCUCCUCCCCUUUAAGGCGCGCGGCCGGGCGGGGCCCUGAAGACUUUUUUACCGUGCGGCCAGCGUCCUCCGGCACAAAAACGACUUAAAGGAGACGCGUGGCGCUAUGGCGGCGGCCCCACGCGCGGGACGGCGGCGCGGGAGGCCGCUCCCGGCGCUGCUGUUUCUGCUGCUGGUGCCACUGCCGCCGGGAGGCCCGCCGGGCGCCGACGCCUACUUUCCCGAGGAGCGCUGGAGCCCGGAGUCGCCCCUGCAGGCGCCGCGCGUGCUGAUCGCGCUGUUGGCGCGAAACGCGGCCCAUGCGCUGCACACCACGCUGGGCGCACUCGAGCGGCUGCGGCACCCGCGGGAGCGCACGGCGCUGUGGGUGGCCACGGAUCACAACGUGGACAACACGUCAACUGUGCUGCGGGAGUGGCUGGUGGCGGUGAAGAGUUUGUACCAUUCCGUGGAGUGGCGGCCAGCGGAGGAGCCCAGAUCCUACCCGGACGAGGAGGGCCCCAAACACUGGUCUGACUCACGCUACGAGCAUGUCAUGAAAUUGCGCCAGGCAGCCCUGAAAUCAGCUCGAGACAUGUGGGCUGAUUACAUCCUGUUCGUAGACGCAGACAACCUGAUCCUUAACCCUGAUACGCUGAACCUGCUAAUCGCUGAGAACAAGACGGUGGUCGCCCCCAUGCUGGAUUCCCGGGCUGCAUAUUCCAACUUCUGGUGUGGAAUGACUUCUCAGGGCUACUACAAGCGCACCCCCGCCUACAUCCCCAUCCGCAAGCGGGACCGCCAGGGCUGCUUUGCGGUUCCCAUGGUGCACUCGACCUUCCUGAUCGACCUGCGGAAGGCGGCGUCCAGGAACCUGGCCUUCUACCCACCCCACCCCGACUACACCUGGUCCUUUGACGACAUCAUCGUCUUCGCCUUCUCCUGCAAGCAGGCAGAGGUACAGAUGUAUGUGUGCAACAAGGAGGAAUACGGCUUCCUGCCGGUGCCACUGCGCGCCCACAGCACCCUCCAGGAUGAGGCCGAGAGCUUCAUGCAUGUGCAGCUGGAGGUCAUGGGUGAGUCUGCCCACACGCUGCCCUGGGAGGGGCUGGGUUGCUUCCCUUUCACUGAUGUCUCGAAUCCAUCCUGUGAGCACUGCCGAAUGGGGUUGUGCGGCUGCAAGGCUGAGGUGCAUGAGGCGUGGGCGUUUGAGGGGCUGAGAGGCCUUCCUCUCCUGAGAUCCAUCACGGCUGGCAGAGGGCAGAGGUUUGGAUGUCCAUGUGCCCCUGGAGCUAGGAGAGGAGGGGAGAUGUGUUGGCUUCUCUCCGGGUCUCUCAGAGCUUCUCAAAGCAGAGCUCUGGGCUUUAGGGCCGGGCCUGGCCUUGACUUGGGCUUCCUCACUCAGGUGGUGGACCGGGGGCUGGAGAAAUCGCUCGUGUUUGAGGACGACCUGCGUUUUGAGAUCUUCUUCAAGAGACGCCUGAUGAACCUCAUGCGGGAUGUGGAGCGGGAGGGCCUCGAUUGGGACCUCAUCUACGUGGGCCGGAAGCGGAUGCAGGUGGAGCACCCCGAGAAGGCUGUGCCCCGUGUGAGGAACCUGGUGGAGGCCGACUACUCUUACUGGACCCUGGCCUACGUGAUCUCCCUGCAAGGCGCCCGCAAGCUACUCGACGCCAAGCCGCUCUCCAAGAUGCUGCCUGUGGACGAGUUCCUGCCCGUCAUGUUUGACAAGCACCCAGUGUCCGAGUACAAGGCCCACUUCUCCCUCCGCAACCUGCUUGCCUUCUCCGUGGAGCCGCUGCUGGUCUACCCCACACACUACACAGGGGACGACGGCUAUGUGAGCGACACAGAGACCUCAGUCGUUUGGAACAAUGAGCAGGUCAAGACCGACUGGGACCGCGCCAAGUCCCAGAAGAUGCGGGAGCAGCAGGCGCUGAGCCGGGAGGCCAAGAACUCAGACGUGCUCCAGUCCCCGCUGGACAGUGCCGCCCGGGAUGAACUCUGAGGGGCGGCAGCCAGAAAGCCAAAGUAGUCGUCGCUGGCCCAGCCCCCACGUGCUCACUGAGGACAUCGGGGCCACCUCUGGACCCCUUGGCAGGCCAGGGAGGGCUCCCUGUGUGGGAUGGUGUCCAGCCGGCUCUUGCUCAGCAAUCACAUGCACACAGGCAGCAUAAGUGGAGUGCCUACCGCACGCCAGCCACGGGACUUGGCACCAGGGAAUUGGGAUGAACCAAACCCUCUUCAUCUGUUCAUGUGCCCAACACUUAUUAAGCACCUGCGGUAUACCUGGUUCCCACGUUAUAGCAGUGAAUGAGGCAGAAUGAUUCUCUCCAUCAAUGAUCGAUUCAGUCAUCAAGCAGUUACUGAUCAGAUUAAGAAGCAGGCACUAGUGAUACACUCAUUUUUAAAAUUCACCCACGGAUUUA
Molecule: messenger RNA, 2417 nt
Organism: Sapajus apella (tufted capuchin)
Lineage: Eukaryota; Metazoa; Chordata; Mammalia; Primates; Cebidae
Gene: COLGALT1
Product: collagen beta(1-O)galactosyltransferase 1
Exons: 9
Coding region: 116-1996 (626 amino acids)
Molecular function (GO): procollagen galactosyltransferase activity
Source: RefSeq, a predicted model, not a curated record